CCGUCGCCUGCCCAGCGCUCAGCGCUCCAGACUGGGGACAGUUGAACUGCUCCCAUCUCCAUGAGGAUUUUGCCUUUGGUUCCACAUGUGCCUUCUCCUGCCAGACGGGGUUUGCGCUGAUGGGGCUGGAAAGCCCCACUGCCUGCCCAGUGCUCAGCGCUCCAGACUGGGGACAGCUGAACUGCUCCCACCUCCACGGGGACUUUGCCUUUGGCUCCACUUGUGCCUUCUUGGUUCUGAUGGGCCCAGAGAACCGCGAGUGCACAGCCACAGGGACAUGGACAGGGGACACCCCACGCUGUGAAGCCAUCACCUGCCCGGUGCUCAACGCUCCACACCAAGGAAAGCUGAACUGCUCCCACCUUCACAGAGCCUUCCCCUUUGGAUCCACAUGUGCCUUCUCCUGCCAGACGGGGUUUGCACUGAUGGGGCUGGAAAGCCGUGAGUGCAUGGCCAUGGGGACCUGGACUGGGGACACCCCACGCUGUGAAGCCACUGCCUGCCCAGUGCUCAGCGCUCCAGACUGGGGACAGCUGAACUGCUCCCACCUCCACGGGGACUUUGCCUUUGGUUCCACAUGUGUCUUCUCCUGCCAGACGGGGUUUGCACUGAUGGGAUCAGAGAACCGCGAGUGCACAGCCAUAGGGACCUGGACAGGGGAGCCCCCACGCUGUGAAGUGUGCCUCUUGCCCUGCAGCCAUCGUGUGCUAGGCGCUCCAGACUGGGGACAGUUGAACUGCUCCCACCUCCACAGGGAUUUUGCCUUUGGUUCCACAUGUGUCUUCUCCUGCCAGACGGGGUUUGCGCUGACAGGGUCAGAGAGCCGCGAGUGCACAGCCACAGGGACCUGGACGGGAGAUGCCCCACGCUGUGAAGCCAUCGCCUGCCCAGUGCUUAGCACUCCAGACUGGGGACAGUUGAACUGCUCCCACCUCCACAGGGAUUUUGCCUUUGGUUCCACAUGUGUCUUCUCCUGCCAGACGGGGUUUGCGCUGACAGGGUCAGAGAGCCGCGAGUGCACAGCCACAGGGACAUGGACUGGGGACACCCCACGCUGUGAAGCCAUUGCCUGCCCAGUGCUCAGCGCUCCAGACUGGGGACAGCUGAACUGCUCCCACCUCCACAGGGACUUUGCCUUUGGCUCCACUUGUGCCUUCUCCUGCCAGACGGGAUUUGUGCUGAUGGGGUCUGAGAGCCGCGAGUGCACAGCCACAGGGACAUGGACAGGGGAUGCCCCACACUGUGAAGCCAUCGCCUGCCCAGUGCUCAGCGCUCCAGACUGGGGACAGCUGAACUGCUCCCACCUCCACGGGGACUUUGCCUUUGGCUCCACAUGUGCCUUCUCCUGCCAGACGGGGUUUGUGCUGAUGGGGUCAGAGAGCCGCGAGUGCACAGCCAUGGGGACCUGGACUGGGGACACCCCACGAUGCAAAGCCAUCAGCUGCCCGGUGCUGGACCCGCCCAGCCGGGGCCAGCUGAGCUGCUCUCACAUGCACGGCAACUUCACGUACAACUCCACGUGCACCUUUUCCUGCGAGGAGGGGUCUGUUCGGAUGGGAGCAGAGUUGCUGUUGUGUGCAGCCACGGGGAACUGGACCAGGUUUCCCCCAGUUUGUGCAGAGAACGGUGCCCCCUUCUUAAAGCAAAUCCUGGCCUACAGCAGUGGUGCAGCUCUGGGGGUAGCUGGCAUCGUGCUCUCGGGGACGCUCAUUGCCCUCCUUGCCAAGCGGCUCAGCGACAGAGAGGAGAAGAAGAAGCUCCUGAACCCCACCAG
This is a messenger RNA of Eurypyga helias (sunbittern), 1774 nucleotides long. Its product is annotated as P-selectin-like. Gene Ontology annotation, biological process: cell adhesion. Gene Ontology annotation, cellular component: membrane. The record is from RefSeq and is a predicted model, not a curated record. Lineage: Eukaryota; Metazoa; Chordata; Aves; Eurypygiformes; Eurypygidae.